CGGCUGCCCACACCGUGGAAGUUGGUUGCGCGACCGCAGAGUCCAGGGGACAACUGCUUGAGGCCGGUCACAGACGGCCUGUUUUUGUUUGUUCUUUUCUAUUUGGUGUGUCUCAGUAGCAUAUUUAUCACUUCUGCCCUGUGACAUGACAGCAGGAAGCGCGGUCGUUGUUAAUCCGGGCCCCGACCGAUCCGGCAUGAUAUUUUGUGAUUUUGUUUGAGUCAUGGCAUUGGAUUGGGUAGCUGCUUUUUGUCUAACCGCUAUCUAAACAACCUUUCUGGCAUGGUAGGACCUACAGGAAAUUAAGUUCCAGCCAGUGUAGCUCGUUGGGUCAUUGCGAUAUGCAAGCCCGACCACCACGUCAAGGUAGCAGCUUUCGGUCGGGCAAAGAGGGAAAAUCAAUCGAAGAGCAUAUAAAGUUACAUAGAUUGAGAUGGCUAGGUCACGUGAUGCGCAUGCCUAACCAUCGCCUCCCCCGACGGGCAUUACUAGCUUAUAUAGGUGCAGGUUGGAAAAGAGUAAGUGGUGGCCAAACAAAAACAUGGCAUCAAUCCAUGAAAUCCCUGACAGUUAAGCUGAGUCAGGUAGGGAGAUGAAGACUUCUGGGUUGGGGCCCUCGGGACUCUAAGAAUCAAUGGCUGGAGACAAUAGGUGACAUGGCUCAAAAUCGUUGUCAAUGGCUUACGCAGAUGUAUUCAGUCUCUGUAAUCUUUCAUAUUCCUUUCCACCAUUACUCAUUCUGUUUCACUCUUAUACUUGUCAAAACUCUAUUGAUUCUCUUCACUCAUUUUCCUGUCUACCUUUGUGUGCUAUUUGAAACGUGGCAACUCGAACUGCUGCACCUCGGUGCCAAGUUCUAUGUUGAAUCCAGCCAGCCAGCCAGGAGACAAAUGCUUGAGGCUGGUCAGUCACACACGGCCUGUAUGAACUGGUUUCUUCAAUUGGUUUCGUAUUGGUAAACUUACCGCUGGUUGCGGACGACCGUAGGGUAAGUCAGAAUGUACAGUUUUUGGGGUUCACCUCUUCUAACCCUCGCCUCUCUCCAGAGUGGAGAGACAGCAUAGCUGGCAUGCUGGUCAUCUGAGAGAAACACCUGACUGCUGUUACAUCCCUGUUCCCCAGCAGUACGACUUCGCCCGUGCACUCCCACUAUAGUGUAAAAACUGCUUACACUUCGCCGGUAACUACUUUUAGUCUAAUCGCUAUCCUAACAACCUUGGUGGCAUGGUGGGACCUGCAGGAACAAUACUUCCAGCCAGUGUAGCUUGUUGGGUCAUUGCGACCACCACGUCAAGGUAGCAUCUAUCGAUGGGGAUUUAUAGCUAAAUUUGUUUCACAUCACCUUCCAUCUAAUUUUCCAUUUAUAAGAAUGUAAAUAUAUUAUUGACUUAAGAUCAUAAUUAGUAACUGAAAAAUACUCUCCGCAGCACGGUUUACGAAUGUCUAGUGAAGAGUUACUUCUUUCUCUUCAAAUUUUAACCACCGCAUACUUCAAUUUGCAGUAAUAGCUAGACAGUUAGUUUUGUUAAAGGCAAAACGAGUACAUUAUUGUAGUAGUCUCCACUUUGAUAAUGGUCGCUUAACAAAACAGGCCAAGUUGGAGUUUACAAGUAGCUGAAGACUUCAAAUAAGACAGUUAUGAAUUCAGGUCUUAGGUGUAUACAUUAACUUCUCAUCAUAAUCCUAAUGUUCUAAUGCACUUUGCCAUUCACUUUUAUGUAUAUCUCCACAAUUUCUUAUUAUGUUAUUUUCAUUGUCUUCCCUCGUAUCACAGUCUACUUGGAGAUAUGAAGUAUGACAAUUUAAAUUAUUGUUUGGCAAUGUUAGGACCUAUUUCUAUUUGUAAUUUCUCAGUAAUAAGAUCACAUAUAAAUAUGCAUAUGCAUGUAUGUAUGUGUAUAUAUGCAUGCAUCUUACAAUAUUUGAAGAUAAUAAAAUGAAACAAAUUAUAAUCAUUAAAAAACAUUCCACUUUUCAUCUCAAGAUCUAUCAGUGUGCACAAAACUAAGACUGUUCAUGUUCUUAAACAGAUUCACUUAGUGGUGUGUGCCAUGUAGGCAUUGCUUUGUUUGUAAUAGUUUAUUUAAAUCAGUCCACGAGCAGUAUUUAUAAUUUUUCUUUACUGUCUGAAGUUAUCCGGCGUUUUUAUAAUUUCUCAUAGUAAUCUGUUGGGAGGUGCACAAACGUAUGCUCUUUAUUUUUAGACCAACUAAUAACAUAAUUCGUUGUGUUUUAAAUGCUGACUAGGCUUUCAAACUUCUUUGUGCAGAUUACUCUGGAAAAACUGAUGAUGUAACUGCUUUCAUGUCAGCAGUUGCACAGGAUGCACAAGAACGGGCCCAGCGACGAGCUAGACAACGUGAGCAGGCAGACAAACUUAAAGAUCGCGCCAACACAUUUUUUAAGGCUGGCAAUUGCAAAAAGGCUGUGGAUUUGUAUACAAAAGCGAUCGAUUUGGCAAAGGAUUACGAUAUUCUGUAUACAAACAGGGCCCAAGCAUACCUUCGACUCGGUCAACCUGAUCUAGCAUUGAAGGACUGUGAUACUGCCUUGUUACUCUUUCCAGAAGCUCCACAGUUAAGUCCUACUGGAGAGCCUCUAAAAAAUAAUGACAAUAUUCCCUCGAAUCCGCGUUUGGCAAAGGUCCACUUGCAUCGAGGGAAAGCCUUGAUGUCACUCAAUCGACCGGCUGAUGCACUUGCUGCUUAUUCGCUUUCACGUUUUUACUCUCCAUCUAAGAAUGACAAGUGUGUUUCAGUAAAGCCGAAUGAAGAAAAAUGGCCUAAUUAUUUGGUAGAAUAUGUGGCUCAGGCUGAAGCUGCCCUUGCUGCUCAAAAAGCAGAUGCAGAGGCAGAAGCUAAUUUUGCCGAGUCAGCAAUAGGAUUCACUUCUGGUUUGAAUGAUAACCAUGCAAACAUUCCUUCAAGUCAACAGUUGUUAUGUCUAUUAGCUCAAUUGGCUCGGAGAAACCAAAAUUCAAGGUACUAUAGUGCAGGGUUACGCCAUAUGAGUCGUCUGUUUACUGAUGCUCCGAAGUCACUACCUACAACUGUCAAUGAAAUCGAAACCACGAAUCUAGACGUGAAGAAUGAGUCUCUCGAGGCCACGAAACAUUCUCCUGAGAAGACAAAGCCUAAUAAGAAACGAAAGAAUAGUGAGCUUCACACAUCCAUAUCGGAACAGUCAGAAACUACCAAAACCUCUACAAACCGUAAUCCACAAACAGAAACACUUUCUGACUUACAAACAAUAUUUCGCAUAAAAAGUGGAUUUACCCUCUUGGAUAAGGAAGUGAAUGCGAUCUAUGACAUUUUUAAUCUUAAUGCAUCUAAACAAAAUACUUUGAAUAGAAAUUGUACACAGAUUAAUGUGGAAGCUGAAAGUAUUGCUAAUAAUAAUGAGUCAAAGCAUUCAAUGUUAGAUGCAUCGGAAAGAAUGCUUGCAUUACUCAAUUUAACCAAUCAACUUACCAUUGAUUGCGCAGAGAAUCAACGACUACUAAUUGAACGUCAGCCUAAUCUAAUUAAACUUGCUCUAAUUUGCCUUAAUAUGUCAUCAGAUUUUGUCCAGCAAAUCACUUGUUUCACAACAACAACAACAACCAAAGAGAAUAACAAUUCGUUGGGUGCAACUGUAGAAAAACAACGCAGCUUCCACAUCCUGGGUUCACUUAGACUAGCUGCCUGCAACUUAUUUGUUACACUAUCGUCGUUGCCGAGUGGUCGACAGUCUUUAUUAGAUCUGUGUGGAUCUGGUCCAAUCUUAACUGGAUUAGCUAGUUGUUUGUCAGCAUCAGUCUCUUCACCUCAAGGGAAUACUUCUCCAUCUCCUGUAUAUGCAUCAAGUUUGGCAGAUGCAGCACGUGGAUUAAUUGCUCGUGUAUCCUCUGGAGGUGGUAAUCAUUCAGUCCAUACAGUAAAUAAUAAUGUUGACCCGUUGAAAUGUAAUUCUGCUUCGUCUGCAAUGUCUGUUGUUUGUGCUGCUAAAGCUGCACAGAUAUUAGAAUUUUUAACUGAGAGUUCAAGAUUUUUGAUACUUGCUCGAUCUUCUGAUGAUGGAUUACAAGGCCUACUGUUAAUCAUUGAAUCAGCUUUAGCUUCAUCUUCGCCAACUACUACUAACCAGUCAUCUUCAACUACAUGUCAUUGUUUGGCUACAUUGUUAGACAGUCUGGGAAAUGCUUGUCAGGAUGCAACUUUUCAAAAAGUUGUUCUACAAAGCCGUCAAACUCUAUUAUUUGGACUUGCUGAUUGUCUUUCACGUCAUACUCCAUUAUUGAAUGACCCGAAUCACGCUCAUUUAAUUGGUUCAAUCUGUCGAUUACUGCAUAACAUUUAUGUGGGACAAUUAGAUCGGUCAGUUAAAAACACUAAUAACAACAAUAAUCGCAGAAAUAUCAAUGGUCUAAGCAUAAAUGCUAAUGAUACAGAUGAAGAUUGUUCAACCACCUUCUGUUUAACAUCAAGCAAAUUAAUUAAUUCUAUACUGAAUGGGAUCGGUGCUAUUCUAGAUCAAAUUGGUCAUGGUCCAGAAUUAAGAGCUAUUGCUAUCGCGUUAGCUGGACGACUUCUACCAUUAUGCUCCCAUGAUAAUAAACAGCUAUCCUCUUGGUUCGGAGAACGUACUGCAUCAGAGUCAAGUGUUCACGUGCCAUUAAGUGAUUUGCCGUCACGUACACGGUUGCUUAUUGCUGUUUUAGACAGUUGCUCAGCAGAUUCCUAUUGGAAGAAUAAUCUUCAGAAAGUAUCAACGAAUAAUCAAAAUGCAAGUGAAAAUACUUCAGAAUCCAAAGGAGCAAAUAGUAUAUCAUCACAUUUAAUCAAUGGAUGUAUACGCUGUUUAGCUGCUGGUACCAGUCAUUCAAUAUCUUUACGUUAUAUCAUUGGAGAUGAUAGACGCCGUGUAAGACGUUUAGCGCGAUUUAUUCGUGUAAGGCUACCUUGUACUGCAACUGACAAUAAUAGGAAAUCAAAUACUCUCCGACCACCACCGCGAGAUGAACCAUUAGCAGGAAAUGUUUGUCUUAUUUUACAGCAUUGUGCCACAGAUACACCGUUGGCUGAACAUCUUCAAGGCACUUCAGUAAUUUAUGAUUUAUUAUCACUAAUACAGGAAAGUAAAAGAUUAGACACCAAAAGAAACGCAGCAAUUUUAGUGGGUAAAUUGGCUCAAUCAAGUCAAGUACACCGUGAUGAAUUAUCACGUUUAGAUGGUUACAGUGUUCUGACACCUUUCAAUUCAUGGACUGCAACAUUGGAACGUUGUUAGACAAAUACGCACUUGUACUCUAGAUGUCUUUCACAUUACAAACGAAGCCGUUUCAAGGGCACUUUCUCUUCCCGGUCAAUUAAACAAACAAGCAACAAUGUGUGACAGUAUUUUUCAAGCCUCUUUGUUCGUUUAUAGUUUCAUUUUUGAAUGCUGUUCAAAACAUUGUCUCCACACGGAGAAGCCUUGUUUUCUUUUGAACUUUAUUGUACACUUUUAAAAUGUUGGUUUCUAAGACAAACUUAUGUGAUACGUUGUAGUUAAUCAUUUAUAUGUUCAAAUGUAAACAUUACAAAAUCGAAUGUAAUACACACGCACACAGACACUAAUGCACAACAUACAGCUGUCUUGGCAUAUUAAGAUGGAAAAUAAAACUGCGAACGUUGGAUUUCGAAAAGUGUUUUUAUUUUUUGAGAAAAAUGAAGGAGACCGGUGGUCUCAUUGAAAUCACUGAAUUUAAAA
Molecule: messenger RNA, 5730 nt
Organism: Trichobilharzia szidati
Lineage: Eukaryota; Metazoa; Platyhelminthes; Trematoda; Strigeidida; Schistosomatidae
Source: the annotation of a GenBank genome assembly